Molecule: messenger RNA, 1446 nt
Organism: Colletotrichum acutatum
Lineage: Eukaryota; Fungi; Ascomycota; Sordariomycetes; Glomerellales; Glomerellaceae
Product: heat shock protein
Exons: 4
Coding region: 1-1446 (481 amino acids)
Source: RefSeq, a predicted model, not a curated record
AUGAGUGCCUUCGGAACCUCGGAUGCUGGUCGCCCCCAAAGCAUAUACAGUGGCGAGGUUGCUCAGCAUUUCAUUAUGCCCACAAUCAACGUCCCUAGUCGGAGACCCUUCACAGAAGCCGGGAAAGGCCUUGGUAGGCUCAAGCUACUCGUAGCUGGUAAAUCAGGCGUAGGGAAGACCGCUUUGAUUCGAACUAUAACACAAUCUUGCUCGCACAUCGUACACGUUGACCCUACUGUGCCAGUGGCAAUGGCGUCCAAAGGUUUCCUGCCAACAAAGACGAUGCCGAACAGCCCCCCAAUAUCUCAGGGCACCUUCCAGAUCACAGAGACAUUAGCCAGCACCAAGCCGUACCCAUCCUGGUGGAAGGAAUCGGCCUUUUCACCCCCUGCGCCUGCUCCGAUUCAACCAGAGGACACAAUCCUAGACAGAAACAUCUGUCUGGUCGAUACGCCUGGAUAUCAGGAAACAUGUCGCCCAACGGAUACUAUGGGCCAAGUCUUACAAUACGUUGAAUCGUACCUUCAAAAGAGCCGCCUCGACGGUCUAGAAGACCCCGAUGUUCUAAAUACAAUCAGUGGAAGCGGCGGCUUGCUUAUUGAUGCAGUGCUCUACAUGAUUCCCAGUUCAGAGCAGACAGCAGCAACAAAGAAGCACAUUGCCCAACAAUUUGCCGAGGCUGGCCUCGGGUUGUUUUCUUUCGAUCCCUCGACGAAUGGCGUGGGAGAACAACAUAUAUAUGCUGCUUCUAGCGAGUUGGGAUCGGAUUCAGAGGUCAUGGACGCCAGUCUACUCAUGAGCUCCGAGUAUGUGCAACCUUUUGUGCCCUCCGAUCUCUCACAGUUAUUGGAAAACAUAUUUUGCGUGAAUGGCGCAACUUGGCUUCGCCAUGCUGCGGCAGCAAAGCUUCUGGGUUGGCGCACUCGUCAUCCCGGGCCCAGUAACGUCUCCGGCUUCGCCUCAAAAUCAGAAGGCUCGACGGAUAUGUGGUUGAUGCGUCCCGGGGCCGGAUCACUGACGCCCCUUGCCAUGAGUCGCGCUCCAAACUAUGCUACCUGUGAUGAAAGAUUCUGCCGAGUGCAGCUCACGAACUGGGCAGCAGAUCUACAACGCAGCCUGGCCAACGAAAAGCGGAUGCAAGAGCGUAGGGCAUGGGAGCAAGCAGCUAUGUUGUCGAGGGAGGCUUGGAGAGAUGGCCGCUCUGCAUCGGGUGGUGAUGGCGCAGAUAUGGCAUUGACGAGAAGUAGAGGACGGGGAGAACGUCAGCAAUCCCUCCGUAAGAGGAGACACAGUACUGGCUCUGGCCUAGAUUGGGGGCUUGUAAGACAUCAGGAUCCAUUGGGUUUGCUUCAGCUUAAUGCCGACUUUAGAUGGCAGGGUUGGAAGACGCUGGAAAUGGUUGGAGGCAUUGGGAUACUGGGAGGUUUGGCGUGGUUGCUUGUUUAG